Gastrolobium bilobum is the source of this 2244-nucleotide messenger RNA. RefSeq names its product glutamyl-tRNA reductase 1, chloroplastic-like. The record is from RefSeq and is a predicted model, not a curated record. Gene Ontology annotation, biological process: tetrapyrrole biosynthetic process. Gene Ontology annotation, molecular function: NADP binding; glutamyl-tRNA reductase (NADP+) activity. The transcript is spliced from 3 exons. Lineage: Eukaryota; Viridiplantae; Streptophyta; Magnoliopsida; Fabales; Fabaceae. The coding region runs from base 249 to 1883 and encodes 544 amino acids.
CAAUCAGAACUCAGAGAAAGAAAUCACAAUCUCUAAAACUCAUACAAAGCCACAAGGCCCAGACCAAAGUGAGAGGAGGAGGGUCAACACUUCAAUUUUCCCUUCAUUUUGCCACUGCCCCUCCUCUGUCUCCCUCUCUUUGAAUUCUCCCAUUAAUAUUCAAUACAAUUCCCCGCUAAACGUUUUCCGUUUCCUUCCCGCUUCAAUUGAAUUCUCAAAUCUAAGGUUAGGGUUCUGACGCUGCCACAAUGGCUGUUUCAACCACUUUCUCCGGUUCCAAAUUGGAGGCUUUGUUGCUCAAGUGUUCUUCCUCUUCUUCAGCGUCGUCUUCAAGGGCAUCAUCCACUGCUACCCAUUUAUCAGUUGUUGGCAAAAACAGAAGAACCCUCAUUCAUAGAGGAGUUAUUCGCUGCGGUGCUGAGGCUUCUGAUGUAUUGAUUAAGACCGAUGAUACAAGCAAUGCUAGCACCCUCUCCGCUCUUGAGCAGCUCAAAACUUCUGCAGCUGAUAGGUAUACAAAGGAAAGGAGCAGCAUUGUUGUCAUUGGGCUCAGUGUGCACACUGCACCUGUGGAAAUGCGCGAAAAACUUGCCAUUCCGGAAGCAGAAUGGCCUAGAGCUAUCGCAGAGCUGUGUAGUCUCAAUCAUAUUGAAGAAGCUGCUGUUCUGAGCACCUGCAACCGAAUGGAGAUAUAUGUUGUUGCUCUGUCCCAGCACCGUGGUGUCAAAGAAGUCAUGGAAUGGAUGUCAAAAACAAGUUCCAUCCCUGUUUCAGAGCUUUGCCAGCACAGGUUUUUACUUUACAACAAAGAUGCCACACAGCAUCUUUUUGAAGUAUCAGCAGGUCUUGACUCUCUUGUAUUGGGAGAAGGUCAAAUCCUUGCUCAGGUUAAGCAAGUUGUCAAAGUUGGACAAGGAGUUAAUGGCUUUGGGAGAAACAUUAGUGGGCUAUUCAAGCAUGCAAUUACUGUCGGGAAAAGGGUUAGAACUGAGACUAAUAUUGCUGCUGGGGCCGUUUCUGUAAGCUCAGCUGCUGUUGAAUUGGCCUUUAUGAAGCUACCUGAAGCCUCGCAUGAUAAUGCCAGGAUGUUGGUUAUCGGUGCUGGCAAGAUGGGAAAGCUUGUGAUCAAACAUUUGGUGGCAAAAGGUUGCACAAAGAUGGUUGUUGUCAAUAGGACUGAGGAGAGAGUUGCUGCAAUACGUGAAGAACUGAAGGAUGUUGAGAUAAUCUACAAACCCCUUUCAGAAAUGUUCAUCUGUGCCAGUGAAGCAGAUGUAGUUUUCACCAGUACAGCGUCGGAAAACCCGUUGUUCUUGGAAGAUCAUGUCAAGGACCUUCCUCCUGCAAGUCAAGAUGUUGGAGGCCAUCGCUUUUUCAUUGAUAUUUCUGUUCCUCGGAAUGUGGGUUCAUGUGUCUCAAAUCUUGAGUCUGUGCGAGUUUACAAUGUUGAUGACCUUAAAGAGGUUGUGGCUGCCAAUAAAGAGGAUCGGCUAAGAAAAGCAAUGGAAGCACAGGCAAUCAUUGCCGAAGAAUCAAAACAAUUUGAAGCUUGGAGGGACUCCCUGGAAACUGUUCCUACUAUUAAGAAAUUAAGGGCUUAUGCUGAGAGAAUCAGGGUUGCUGAGCUUGAGAAAUGCUUAGGUAAGAUGGGUGAUGAUAUCUCAAAGAAGACCCGGAGAGCUGUGGAUGAUCUUAGCCGGGGUAUAGUGAACAGGUUGCUUCAUGGUCCAAUGCAACACUUGAGGUGUGAUGGAAGUGACAGCCGAACUCUAACUGAGACACUUGAGAACAUGCAUGCUUUGAAUAGAAUGUUCAGCCUGGAAACUGAAAUAUCUGUUUUGGAGCAGAAGAUUCGAGCGAAGGUGGAACAAAACCAGAAGUGAGAUUUUCUUUAAUGAUACUCAUUUAUUUCCACCAUUAGAAUAAGAGGAAACAUCCUCAUCAUUUUAGAAUUAAAAAUCGUGUAAUAUUUAGUUGCAUAGUUGAACCAAUAGAAGUUUCCUUGGGGGAGCUUCAAUUGAUUGUUGUGUCUCUGCCUCUGCUUGGCCUACUCGUUUGGGGUUUUUGGGUCAUGUGUUUACACCGUGGCUGGCUUUGUAUUAUAAAAAACGAAGCAGUUGUGGUGGGCUUUGUAUUUACCACGAAUAAUGUUUGCCUAAAUUGUGUACCCUGUAUCCGGAAUAUUAAUUGUAUCUGUAUGAGAGUAUUAACUUUCUAUGCUAAAGACAACUGGUUUAUACGAAA